Punica granatum (pomegranate) is the source of this 3661-nucleotide messenger RNA. The record is from RefSeq and is a predicted model, not a curated record. Lineage: Eukaryota; Viridiplantae; Streptophyta; Magnoliopsida; Myrtales; Lythraceae.
UUCUCACCUUUCUCACGCAAGCAUUCAUUCAUUUACAUUUCAUUCAUUCUCAAUGGCAAUGAAACUAUUACCGGUCUUAGACAGACAUACAUACAUACCCCUCCCCUCUCCUCUCCUCCUUCGCCAUAUAGUUUACUAAUAAUAAAGAUAAUCCUCUCUCUCUCUCUCCCUCUCUUUUGUUUCCAACACAAUACGAUACGAAGAACACGAUUGCCAAUCAUCUGAAGAAGAAGAAGAAGAAGAAGAAGGGGAAGGCAGCCGAGCUCAGUGCUUGCUGCUGCUUUGCUGUUGGAAAAUUCAUUGUCAUUAUAUUAUUUAUACAGCCUUAGCUCUAUAGCUUAGAUUAGAUUAGAUUAGCUAAGCUAAAAAACACAUACACAGAGAGAGAGACAGAGAGACAAUGAGCACCUCUCUGCUGCUCAUUUCUGCAGCUUUCCAGUUGCAGUUCCUCCUCUUCUUCUUUCCUGAUCCGGCCUUCUCUCGCCUCCCACCCGACCAAAUCUCCGUCAUGACCGCUCUCUCUCACCAAAUUCCCACCACCCCAGCAGUUACUGCUGCUCUCUCGCUCUCAUGGAACAUCUCCUCGGAGCCUGACCCCUGCAACUGGAAACGUGUCACCUGCUCCCCCGACAACUCCUCCAUAACCCACCUUUCCCUCUUCGGCUUAUCCCUCUCUACCCCCGACAUCCUCCCAACUCUCUGCAACAUCUCUUCUCUGGAGGCCCUCGACCUGUCGGACAACGACCUCUCCUCCAUCCCGCCCCACUUCUUCAGCUCCUGCGGCAGUUGGCUCGGGCUCAGGCUGUUGAAUUUCAGCCGCAACAAAUUGGUAGGUUCUCUCCCCGCUUUUGCUGGUCAUUCCCUUCCUCAGUUGGAGUUCUUGGACCUGUCCCAUAAUUCCCUCGAUGGGACCAUCGGCUCUCAGCUCGAUGGCUUGGUUAGCCUUAGGAGCCUCAACCUCAGCUCCAACUCGUUCGGUGGCUCUCUCCCUGUCCCUGUCGGCUCAAGCGGCGCCAAGUUCCCCGCUCUUCAGGAUCUUAAGCUCUCCACCAAUAAUUUCCAUGGCCCCAUCCCUCCCCAAAUCGCAGACUAUCCCUCCCUCGUGCUGAUCGACCUCAGCUUUAAUAGCCUCAACGGAACCCUGCCCGGCACCUUAGGACAGCUCCAGGAUUUGCAAGUACUGAUUCUCUCCGCCAAUGACCUCAGUGGCCCCAUCCCGCAUACCCUUUCGAACCUCUCUAAGCUCUCGAGGUUCUCCGCCAAUCAGAACCACUUUACAGGCGCCGUUCCCAGCUGGCUCCCCAGGUCGUUGAGGAGUUUGGACCUCAGCUAUAACGACUUAAGCGGGCCGAUCCCAUCGGAACUCUUGUCUCCCCCGAGUUUAUCCUACGUCGACUUGUCUUUCAAUCGGUUGGAGGGUCAAAUUCCCCCCAACAUAUCUCCUGCCAUGUUCAGGUUGAGGCUUGGUAGCAACUCGCUCAGCGGUGCAAUCCCUUCUUCGGCCUUCCUGGGGCUCCACAGCUUGACUUACCUUGAGUUGGACAACAACACCUUCCGGGGUCCCAUUCCCAUCGGAUUGGGCCACUGCCGAAGUUUGGCUCUGCUCAACUUGGCCAAAAAUCGACUGUUUGGCCCCUUUCCUCCGGAGCUGAGAAAUCUCUCUAGCCUCCAAGUCCUGAAGCUCCAAUUCAAUAACCUGUCCGGGGAAAUUCCUGGCAUCAUUGGUAGCUUGACGAGCUUAUCCCAACUGAACAUGAGCUGGAAUCUGCUGACCGGGCCCAUUCCAUCUUCGAUUUCAAGCUUGAGGAACCUCACCAUUCUGAAUUUGCAGCAUAACCAUCUUGUUGGGAGUAUCCCCGACUCCAUCGCCCAUCUUGAUUCUCUGAUAGAACUCCAACUCGGGAGUAAUCGACUCAAUGAUCCGAUUCCUCCUAUGCCACCUAACCUGCAGAUUGCCCUGAAUCUCAGCAACAACCUCUUCAAUGGACAAAUCCCGUCCGCUGUCUCUCAGCUGAAGAACUUGGAAGUCUUGGACCUCUCAAACAACGAGUUCUCGGGUUCCAUACCCGAAUCCUUGACUGCAAUGGAUGCCCUCGCACGGUUGGUCCUCACAAAUAAUCGGCUCUCAGGAAUUGUCCCCGAGUUCGGUCCACUUGUUAAGCUAGAAAUAGAGGGAAACAACGUCACUCUUCGUUCUCACAAUCGAACCACCUCAUCCCCGAAGAAGAGAAACUCUGUCGCUUUGGCCAUCAUCAUAGCUCUAGCCUCUGGUAUUCUAGCUUCCAUACUCGCUGCAAUACUCGUCUUUUCAUUGUGGAGACGGUUUUGUCGGGUCGAGGAUGAGCACUUUCAAUCAGGGGAAGACCUUCCCCUCCCUCAGGUCGUUCGAGGCACUUUAUUAACCACAAAUCGGAUCCACAGAUCAAGCAUAGACUUCAACAGAGCAAUGGAAGCAGUCACUGAUCCAUUGAAGAUCAUAGUGAAGACUCGUUUCUCGACCUACUAUAAGGCCACGAUGCCUUCAGGAAUGAGCUACUACGUCAAGAAGCUGAACUGGAGUGACAAGAUAUUCCAAUUGGGGAAUCAUGACAAGUUUGCACGGGAGCUCGAGGGUCUGGGGAAGCUGAACAACUCGAAUGUCAUGACUCCUCUCGCUUAUGUCCUGUCUGUAGACAGCGCUUACCUUUUCUAUGAAUAUGCGCAAAAGGGCACCCUCUUUGAUGUCUUUCACGGUGGAUCAAAUGAAUUGGACUGGGCAAGUCGUUACAGUAUUGCAGUAGGAGUGGCUCAGGGGCUGGCCUUUCUACACGAUUGCUCCUCAGGCCCCAUUCUCCUCCUGGACCUCUCGAGCAAAAGCAUAUUGCUCAAGUCUCUGAAGGAAUCUCAGGUGGGAGAUAUCGAACUCUGCAAGGUGAUCGAUCCCUCGAAGAGCACCGGCAGCCUCUCAACUGUUGCGGGUUCUGUUGGGUAUAUUCCACCUGAGUACGCAUACACGAUGAGGAUGACGACAGCGGGAAACGUCUAUAGCUUCGGGGUCGUGUUGGUGGAACUCGUAACUGGGAAGCCAGCGGUCAGCGAGGGAACUGAGUUGGCCAAGUGGGUGUUAGCAAAAUCGUCGCAGUGGGAUCGUAUACUCGAUAUCAGUGUCAGCAGAACUUCCUCGGCAGUUCGGAGCCAAAUGCUUAAUGUCUUGAAGAUCGCUCUGAGCUGUGUGAGUCCAUCACCUGAAGCUCGGCCUAAGAUGAAGAGUGUGCUAAGGAUGCUCCUAAAUGCAAGGUAAAGCCUCUGUUGGAGAUAUUAGACGGAUCUACCUUUCUUGUCGAUGCAAGGUUACCUGUAUUUGUAUGUAAAAUAUAUGAAUGUGUGGAGAACGAUAGGAGGAGAGCGAGGAAGGGAAUAAUUUUUCGAGGGAGCCGACGCUGCUCCCUGCUUUUUUUUGCUUCAUUACAUUCUGUCUUGAUACGUAGCUCAACACUAAAGUCAAGACAGAUAGGUUGGAGUACAAACAAUACAAAGAUAGUCUCUCUCAUCUCCCGCAAUAAUAAUAUAGCAGGCCUAGCCUGUAUAGUAAAGAUUUUUGUCAUAUUCUUGUUGCCCUGUACAGUGAAAUGUCUCUGCAAUUCGUUGCUUACAGCAAAUAGGCCAUAAAUUUUCUUGAUAA